Messenger RNA from Trichoderma asperellum CBS 433.97, 1066 nucleotides. RefSeq lists its product as uncharacterized. Lineage: Eukaryota; Fungi; Ascomycota; Sordariomycetes; Hypocreales; Hypocreaceae. The record is from RefSeq and is a predicted model, not a curated record.
CUUGGCACCAGAAGCAGGGCUGUUUUUGUUUUUGUUUUUCCCAAGACGAAAUAAACAUUUCAUAAGUCUGUAUUUCAUCGUCACUGUAGCCAUCUAGACCUGCGUCUAAUAGGCGCUUUCUUUCUUGUACCUGUUCGUCAUGGACAACGGCACGUAUCUCGAAGAUGACGGCGAACUUCCGCCUCCAUACUCUGCAAGCGCAAAUCCAUCCGGCGGCACUUCAGCCGAGCAUCCAGACCCUCGCUCCUAUGCAUCGCUCUUCUCGUCGCACGUAGUCAAUCUUCGGACCCAAAUCUCCGCUUCGCAGGCUUACCGAGCCUCAGUCACAGAUGAUCGCGACAGCUACAUUCUAUCCAUCAUCUUCCCCUAUGUGGAAGAAUUCAUAUCGUCUAUUUCUGAAAUCUAUCCAACGCCGAGACUUGCAGAGGCAAUUCUGGUCCCCGACGCAGCGGUCAGCAAUGGCUGGAGGUUCAACGACGAGGAUGAUAAGCGAGAGGGAGAAUACAAGACGCUGAUUCGCGUUUGCGAGGCUAAGAAGAAAGAUGGCAAUGACGAGAAGAAGCAGUGGCCGUCUGAAAAGGGCGCUGGCAGCAGUCUUUUGACCAGCGAAACCAACGACGAGACCAGCCCAGCUCUGUGGUGGGAGAGCGAAAGCACGGCGCUUCGACUCGCUAAGCACUUACAGCCUCAGCGUCCUGCCGCCUCUUCUUCAACAGAUGGACAAGCCGCCAAAGACAGCAGCAGCAGCAGCAGCAGCAAAAAGUCUGGUCUCCGGGGGCUAUUUAAAAGAUCUGAAAACGUACCGCAGCAUGUUGCUUCGAAGGAAGAGAGGCCGGUGGAAAGAGUGACGAUGACUACGAGAGCAGAGGAAGUCACAUUUAGAAAGGAGAAUGAGUUUGGGAUCUGGGAGACUAGAACUGGGUGGGGAAUCAUCAUGCGGGUGAGGAUUCAUAGUUCUUGAGAAGGAUUACUUGAAGAUUUGCUGGGGCGUUAGGAGAUCAAAUAUUGUCAGCAGCUCUACAGCUCUACUAUCAAUAAUAUUCAUAAUGACUCUUUCAUUUGUUAG